CUCCAAAGUGGCGGUGAGAACAAACGGUAUGGUUGCAGAGAUUCCUUAAUAUUUCUUCUCGAAAUACCCCUAGUUUUGUGCCAUUUACAAAUUUUGUCACUUUUGAUAUGUGAUGAAGUGAUCAGAAGAUUUCAAAGAUGAGCUCAUCAGCAUCAAAGGUUGCAGAGAUUUUUACGGCUGCUGGGGAAGCUUUCUCACAUUUGGGUGAGUUAACAAUGCAGCUGCAUCCACUGAAUAAUGAUACCUCCACGUCACCCUUGACAACAACUACAAGCAACAGUGGCAAGUGGGGAGAUGAAGAAAUUGAAAUGUUAAGAAGUGCAGUCAAGAGGUUUGGAGAUGACUUGAAGAAGAUCAGUGGGCAAGUGAAAAGCAAGUCUGUGGCACAAAUAAAAUCUGCAUUGAAGAGAAGGAUUCAUGAACAAGAAAAUUCCCCACUUAAUACACAGAAAGCAAAGAGUAAAACUUCUCAACAAGCAUCUUUGAGCAGUGAAUCCCAAAGCAAGAAGCGGAAAACAGAGCAAGGAUCAGUAAGUUCACAUGCUGAUCCAUUGUCAACGUUAUCAUCAGCUAUACCUAGCACCAUUGUUCCUGCGGUAGAUCUGCUGCCUGGAGGUUCUCCAUUAAAACCCAAUGGUGCCUCUGAUAAUGAUGUGGAUAUUGUUGGAAUAUUUAGUAGUGGUGAUCAGGAUGCUGUCUUUCCUGAAAUACCAGGAGCUUUAGGACCACUUGAAACCCAGAUUGCAGAUGAAAUUUUGUCUACAAUGUGAAUUGCUGGCACAUGUGUUUGUUUGCAUUUCUUCUUAGAAGAGAAAGGGAAGAGAAAUAAAGAAGGAAGAUAAAGGGAAAUGUUCAGUGAUACAUUUUUCUCCUUGGGAUACAAAAUGUGUACAGGAUAGAGCUAAAACAAGACAGUAUUCUUGUGAGACAACACACAUGGGGAGAGAUCUUGCUCUUUCACUUUCUAUCAGAUAGGAACUGUUAGGAAAAGUUUUUAUCAUGAACUUGGUGUGGUUGAUUUAACCUUGCUGAUUGAUGUAAUUUUAGGCACAUGUUGUAAUGGAUAUAAUUUAACCUAAUGACCAUACCUGUGUGACACCUGGAUAACUAUUUGUUAAGCUCUGGUUUUUUGAAGGAUGGAUAAUACAACCUUGUGAAAUCAUUCCCAUCCUGUUUAUAGAUAGUGUACAGUAGUAUAUAUACCGGUAACUUUGAAAUGAAGGCAAUGGCCAUUGAAAUUGAUGUGGCUACAAAACCUAGUUUUGGUGAAAAUGAGAAUGGGUGAAGGGAAUGCUAGAUCUUUACUUAUUGGGGGAAAAGAAAAAGGCAACUUAUGAUUUCCUAGCAGAGCUCUUCAGUAAGUUUCUUCAGGCUUGGCAUGGUCUGCAGCAGUAUGUGGUAGUAUGCAGUAGCACAGUAGUAUGUUUUGUUCUGUCUUUUUUGCUGAAUAGAGGUUAAUUAGUUGGACAUCUGUUGAAAAACUGAAGGUGGUUGGAUAACUAUCAACUGAUCAGUGCUAACAAAACAAACAGGGCAGGUAACCUCCCUCCCUCCCAAAUUUAUGGGGGUAUACAUGUAAGAGUAUGUCAAAAGACAAAGAGUGCAAAUUAACUUGAACUUUUAUUACUUCAUAAUUUAUUUCCUAAACUACUUGUAUCUGUUAAUUUAAAAAUAAUUCUCUUUUGUUUGUUAUGAGUUGAUACUUUGAUUUACAUUGUUUUCUUUAUGAUACAUUUUACUCUUCAUAUAAAAUAGGAAAUUAACACUAAAAUAACUACCUUGUAAAAUAACUUUUAAGAGAAGCUAAUAGAAAAUUUUUUCACCUACUGGUAAACAUGAAAAUCAUUUAUUGUUACAAGGGUGGUUUGUCACAGUCAUAAAUACUUUCUUUAUUUACAUCAUUUCAAUUACAUGUUGACAGAGUACCAUCACCUUAACAAAAUAACUAACUAGCAAGACACUAAGUAUAUGUGGUUAUAAUGAUGGUAAUGUUAUGUGAUAUCAAAAAGUUUCCUCUACAGACAUAAAUGAAGAGACUGCACUCACAGCUAAGUUGGUUUAUUGAAAGGUUUGUCAUAAAAAUCCCAAAAGUUAUCAUCAUUAUCCUCAUCUUGAAUGAUUUCUAUUGGUUUUGAAGGCACACUAUCUUCAUGUGCAACUUUUUUCUCAUCAACUGGCGUCUGCUUCUUUUGUGCCUUAGGUUUAGGGUUGGGUUUCUUUACCUUUGCUUGUGGUGGGGGCUCCUCAACCUUGGUGGUUACUUGUUUUGGUUCUUGGGGAGGCCAGUUUUCUUUAAUUAAAUUUGAUAGGUAUUAAAACAUAA
Molecule: messenger RNA, 2323 nt
Organism: Pocillopora verrucosa
Lineage: Eukaryota; Metazoa; Cnidaria; Anthozoa; Scleractinia; Pocilloporidae
Product: chromatin complexes subunit BAP18-like
Cellular component (GO): MLL1 complex; NURF complex
Source: RefSeq, a predicted model, not a curated record